CUGAGGACCCGAGCCCGCGCGGGGAAAACUGCCCUGAGCUUGGCUUAGGGAUGGUCCGCAGGCCGCCUGGUGGGAGGAGGACCGCCGUGGCCCGGUCGGUUCUGUGGUUGCCCUUCCCCUGGACCCGACUGUAUUCGUUUGUCAUCACCGCCUUGGCCCCGACCCCUCGUCUCAGGCCGUCGCACGCGUUUUGCGUCAGUUGGCAAGCAAGGCACUUUACGGCCGUCGUGCUGCUCGUGUCAGUCAACAUGGAGGCAGAGGAAUCGGAGAAGGCCGGAACGGAGCAAGAGCCGCUGGAAGGAACAGAACAGACACUAGACGCGGAGGAGGAGCAGGAGGAAUCCGAAGAAGCGGCCUGUGGCAGCAAAAAGCGUGUAGUGCCAGGUAUUGUGUACCUGGGCCAUAUCCCGCCGCGCUUCCGGCCCCUACAUGUCCGCAACCUUCUCAGCGCCUACGGCGAGGUCGGACGCGUCUUCUUUCAGGCUGAGGACCGGUUCGUGAGACGCAAGAAGAAGGCAGCAGCAGCUGCCGGAGGGAAAAAGCGGUCCUACAGCAAGGACUACACCGAGGGAUGGGUGGAGUUCCGUGACAAACGCAUAGCCAAGCGCGUGGCGGCCAGUCUACACAACACGCCUAUGGGUGCCCGCAGGCGCAGCCCCUUCCGUUAUGAUCUUUGGAACCUCAAGUACUUGCACCGUUUCACCUGGUCCCACCUCAGCGAGCACCUUGCCUUUGAGCGCCAGGUGCGCAGGCAGCGCUUGAGAGCGGAGGUUGCUCAGGCCAAGCGUGAGACCGACUUCUAUCUUCAAAGUGUGGAACGGGGACAACGCUUUCUUGCGGCCGAUGGGGACCCUGCUCGCCCAGAUGGCUCCUGGACAUUUGCCCAGCGUCUUACCGAGCAGGAACUGAGGGCCCGGAAAGCAGCACGGCCAGGGGGGCGUGAACGGGCUCGCCUGGCGACUGCCCAGGACAAGGCCCGCUCCAACAAAGGGCUCCUGGCCAGGAUCUUUGGAGCCCCGCCACCCUCAGGGAGCAUGGAGGGACCUUCCCUUGUUAGGGACUCCUGAGGGCCUGGGUGGCCCCUUCCAUUUCCUGGCCCUGCUCUGCUUCCUGUCUACCUCAUACUAGAAUGAUAGUGACUACCCAGGCAGACAUUUUACUGUGUUUCUCAGACCAAGUGUCUCUACUGAUGGCCCAAACGUGGAAUUUUUGUGGGCUUCCACUAUCCCCACUCGGAACUCCUGUAUGUGCCUGGCUGAGUCACCUAAUUCAUACUGUCAUACUCGCAUGAUUAUGACUAUUGCAUAUGCUUGUUUUGUUUGACUCUUGGCUGCCUACGUCUGUAGGGUCCCCUAAAAAUCCCACUUCCUGUCCCCUGGAAGGGCCUUUAUUUCCAACUAGAGGGAUAAUGCCUAGUCCAGGCAAUCUUUCUCUGUUUAGCAGUCACAGGUGAGGGUGGUAUUAGCAUCUUUUUUAUGUAGGAAAAAUUGACAGUUAAUGGGGUGGACUGGGUUGGGAAGAAAUAACAUUUCUUCCUAAUGUAUUUAUAGGAAAUAAAAAUAUUUUUAUAUGCCUUUUUAUGUUUGUUGAGGGGGGUCAUUGGACAAGUUCCAACUUUUAUCUCCUUGUGUUCCCUUCACCUUCAUCUCCUGAUCUUAGAGCCCCCCUCCCCCUGCCACCCACCUUACUGUUUAACCUGGAUUUUAUUUUUCUAAUUAAUUUUUGUCUAAUAUCUUAGCCCAGUUUAUCAAUCAGUUAUCUUAGGUCAGCAUUUUCUAAGCCAUUGUUUGAGGAAAGAGUGACAGUAGGUAAUAACACAUCUUAGUAUUAAGAGUUUUACAGGCCACUAGUAUAAGAUAGACAUCGUGGUAGAUGCAUAUAAGGGGUGAAAUGGGAGCCAUGGCAGGUCAUAGAGUCCUCUCUCAGUGGGAACCUGAUUGAUGAUCACAGUCUUCAGUGGUGAGUCAGUCCUCACCAAGUUUUCCAGAUCAUUCCUAAAAAGUAAACUGGGAGAAUAAUAAGUCUGAAAGAGUCUGGAGUGCUCCCACAAUUGCAAACAAUGCUUCGUGGGUGGAGUGUUGAGUUGGAACCAUUGUAAAGGUGGGCAAAGCCUGGUAGAGAACCAGUGCACCUCAGGUGCACUUAUAUAUGGUGGGGCUGAGGCAAAGCAGCCCUGUAGGCUUGAAAGAAUCAGUGUUAGCCACUAAAAGGAACUGAAAACCUAGGUGUCACAAUAAACAGUCUACACAGUCUCACGUAGACCAAAAUUCUGAUCAUUUUCCAGGCUGUUUCAGGAAGUGGUAGAGUAUGAUUAUAAUUUGUAUUUUGCUUGUGCUGUUUUUGUUUUUCAUCUGUCAAUGUGAUGAUCUGUGUUUUAUGGGGUAGAGUGGAUUUGUCUACUUUGGCUGUAAAAUACCCUAACCACCUUAUGAUCUUGAUAGGUGCACUUUCCUGGGGAGAAUAAAAAGGACCAUACAGUAAA
Molecule: messenger RNA, 2482 nt
Organism: Symphalangus syndactylus (siamang)
Lineage: Eukaryota; Metazoa; Chordata; Mammalia; Primates; Hylobatidae
Gene: ABT1
Product: activator of basal transcription 1
Biological process (GO): endonucleolytic cleavage in ITS1 to separate SSU-rRNA from 5.8S rRNA and LSU-rRNA from tricistronic rRNA transcript (SSU-rRNA, 5.8S rRNA, LSU-rRNA); endonucleolytic cleavage to generate mature 5'-end of SSU-rRNA from (SSU-rRNA, 5.8S rRNA, LSU-rRNA); small-subunit processome assembly
Cellular component (GO): nucleolus
Molecular function (GO): RNA binding
Source: RefSeq, a predicted model, not a curated record